CGUGUUUUUCUGCGCCCAUCGGCUGACGAGACGGAAGAAGCAUUACGUCACAUUUAAACAAACCUUUACUCGUGUGGUUUAAUGCUGUGGCGAUGCCCUUGGAGGUGACAUGGCCCUUCCCACAAUGCCCCCGCCUGGGCUGGAGAAUAUCCAGCCGAGUGGUCAUGGGAAUGGUGGGCUCAUACAGUUACCUUUGGACCAAGUAUUUUAACUCGCUGAUGGUCCACAACCAGGAUGUCUUGUUGGACCUGGUUGAUGAGCGUCCUCAGGACACACCCCUUAUCACAGUAUGCAAUCAUCAAUCCUGUAUGGAUGAUCCACACAUCUGGGGAGUCCUUAAGUUCCGGCAGUUGUGGAACCUUAACAAGAUGAGAUGGACACCUACUGCCUCUGAUAUCUGUUUCACAAGAGAAUUUCACUCCAGUUUCUUCAGCAGAGGGAAAUGUGUACCAGUUGUUAGAGGUGAUGGAGUAUAUCAGAAAGGAAUGGAUUUCCUUUUGGAAAGGCUGAAUCAAGGAGAAUGGAUACACAUAUUUCCAGAGGGUAGAGUUAACAUGUCUGGAGAGUUCAUGAGAAUAAAAUGGGGAAUUGGACGUUUGAUUGCAGAAUGCUCUCUUCACCCAAUAAUUUUACCUAUGUGGCAUAUAGGUAUGAAUGAUGUUCUACCAAAUGAGACUCCAUACAUUCCUCGAGUAGGACAGCGAAUAACUGUUUUAGUAGGAAAACCAUUCACAGUCAGGCAUCUGGUCAAUGCACUGCGAGCUGAAAACACAAAUCCGACGGAAAUGCGGAAAACAGUGACAGACUAUAUUCAAGAAGAAUUUCGCAGUUUGAAAUCCCAGGCAGAGGCUCUUCAUCAUAGGAUACAGAACCGCACAUGAAGAAAAAAAAUCGCAAGAUCCCUCAUCACAGGGGUAAGAAAGUUCAGUCUUGGAGAGCUGCAGAACGUUGCUCCAACCCUACUCAAACGCACCUGCAUGAGCUAAUCAAGGUCUUGAAAGCUACAGGCAGGUACAGUUGUAUCAAGAGGUCAAAACUCUGCAAGACUGAACUUGUCCACCUGUGCCUCAUCUCAAGAAAAAGGGCCCAUCAGCCAAUACCUGCCUUACAACUCAACCAAAACACUGAGCAGCAGAAAUACAUACAGAUGACUGCAUCUAAAUAGGAUUAUACACUUGUUUUAAUGAAUAUUAUAUCCUUGAUAAUGUGAACCUGGAUGUAAUGUGGGUGCAUCAGAUAAUGUCCUCAAUCAUCAAUCUGAACACGUUGAUUUUGUUUGUAAAUUCAGCUGUUAUAUUUGCAUCAAUAACUACUGUCACUGACUUUAGCAUGAUUUGCAAUGAGAAUGCUGAAGCACUUAGUAAGUAUUUUUAAAUACAGAGAGAAACACUUUGAAUAACAGUACUAGCGGUUUUUGUACUACAGUUUUUAUUUUUGAUGCUGUAUUUGACUAUACAUUGUAAAUACAAAAUACUGACUGUAAAUACAGAACCUCUAUUAAGUUUUUUCUCAGAUGUACCUAUGCAUUUUAUAUCUGAAAACUUCAUGUUUUCUAAUUUUAGCUUGCCAAGUUGAGAGGGAAAACAAACCGGUGAUACAAAAUCAAAACUACACCUAUAUCAACAAAAAGAUGGAUUGACAUAUACUAAAAGCAUGUGAAAUGUGUUAUUAUUUUGUAAAGUACAUUUUUUUAGGAGGAAAUACACAUUUGAAGCCAUUUCUAAAAAUGUAUAAUAAAAAUGAAAGCUGGCCAAACUGUGAUUUAGAUAUAAAUUAUGUGAUGAAAUGUGAAUGCAAUGGACAAUGGAAAAUCUGAAUAAAAGUUUUCUUUUUGCUGCUG
Messenger RNA from Danio aesculapii, 1840 nucleotides. It is a transcript of the gene tafazzin, whose product is annotated as tafazzin, phospholipid-lysophospholipid transacylase. Gene Ontology annotation, cellular component: mitochondrial membrane. Gene Ontology annotation, biological process: cardiolipin acyl-chain remodeling; inner mitochondrial membrane organization. NCBI's taxonomy places the organism in Eukaryota, Metazoa, Chordata, Actinopteri, Cypriniformes, Danionidae. The coding region runs from base 93 to 881 and encodes 262 amino acids. The transcript is spliced from 12 exons. Gene Ontology annotation, molecular function: 1-acylglycerophosphocholine O-acyltransferase activity. The record is from RefSeq and is a predicted model, not a curated record.